Wickerhamiella sorbophila is the source of this 864-nucleotide messenger RNA. RefSeq names its product Protein bem46. Gene Ontology annotation, cellular component: membrane. The record is from RefSeq and is a predicted model, not a curated record. The transcript has a single exon. Bases 1 to 864 code for a protein of 287 amino acids. Gene Ontology annotation, molecular function: palmitoyl-(protein) hydrolase activity. NCBI's taxonomy places the organism in Eukaryota, Fungi, Ascomycota, Dipodascomycetes, Dipodascales, Trichomonascaceae.
AUGCAGACUAAUUGGGUGAUAUACGUCGGGCUUGCUGUGUUAGCGCUCAAGUUCACAAUUGAGAAGGUACAAAAGUACUUGAUAUACCCGUCUAAUUUCCCUGAGGGAAGCCGCACGGAAGUCGAUACACCGACCAUGUACAACAUUCCAUACGAGGAUGUCAAGAUUGAUACUAUUGAUGGCGAAAGAUUACACGCCUAUGUGAUGGUUCGAGGUCCAAAGAGCCCGAAAACCAUCGUUCUUUUGGGACCCAACGCAGGCAACAUGGGCCACUACCUACCCCUGGCCAAGAUCUUUUACGACCAAAUGGGUUACAAUGUUAUGACAGUCAGUUACCGCGGGUACGGUAAGUCCACUGGUUCGCCCAGUGAGAAAGGAUUACAGAAGGACGCCCAGGCCCUCCUUAGCUACAUCAAGACGAACCACGACUUGAGUACUACAUCUAUUGUCUUGUACGGUCGAAGUCUUGGUGGCGCUGUCGCAACGUAUCUGGCCACGCUCCCCGGUGCUUCUGAUAUCAUCAAAGGCAUCGUUUUGGAGAACACAUUCUUGAGCGUGUGCAAACUUAUCCCGAUUGUGAUCCCAAUUGCUCGGCCGUUUUCAUGGAUGGUAACUGAGCGGUGGGAUUCCGCCGAGCGGAUCAAGCUGUUGAAGCCAGACAUCCCUUCUCUAUGGCUUGGAGGCGGCAAAGACGAGCUCAUCCCGCCCUCACAUUUCGAAGAGCUAUUCGACCUUUGCCCGUCAAAGUAUAAACUACAGAAGAUUUAUCCAAAGGGCACCCACAAUGAUACUCCUAUGCAGCCUGGCUACUGGCAGGAUAUGCACGAGUUCCUGUUGCGCAAGAUUGCACCCGUAAAUGUUUGA